AUGGCCCAUACUGGCCCAUACUCAUCUCCGCGGCCUGUUCAACGCUCUAGCACAUGUCAGCGCUACACUCACCACUGUACCGCCAGCACGGAAGGAAAUUUGGGAGCUACGGAUUGCUUCAGCCACCGGCCGUUGGAGCGGCUCUUCAUCUCAAACUUGAGCAAAUGGAACAACCCCCGUUUUAUAUUCUUUACAUUCCAAGACACGUCAACCCCGGCCGAUCUGGCCUUACUGGAACGUCUAGCGCAAUCGCACGGGUAUUCGGAAUACACCGGAACAUUGGAUUCACUCGCCGCGAUGAUCAAAGAGACGGAUGAGCAGUUCUGGUCAGCGUUUCACCAGGUCUUAACAACCCCUCCUACCGCACAGCUUGCCGAGCUCGAUGGAGCUCUGACUCGGUCUCUGGACAUGAUGGGCUCCAAUCUGGUCGGCUACCUAUCCGAUGAAGAAUCACUGCAUCAUGCGGUCUCGACCCUACUCCACAGUCCCUUAUUCCUCAAUCACAGUCAACGGUCUACCAAUUCAAUUAUCCUCAUUCUAAUCGACCCAUCAACACCUCUCCCGUUGAUCUUCGUCGCAUGUCUCGUCCUUCUGCUCAACGGCUUCAAAACUGCCAACUUUUUUCGCACCCUACGCACCAUCGACCUUUCUGCCCUCAACCUCACCAACUCAUCAUCUCCAAUCAGUCACCCCAACCCAUCCGCCGAGCUUUCCCAGCUGAUCCCCGUCUUACUUGCUAUCGGUACCCGAGUCGGAUUGGUCCCUUCGUCAUUCGCCUACCCUCUCUCCAACACGUUUCAAUCAAAUGAGUACCGUACGGAUAUCCCCUCAGACUGCUCAUCUCCCGGCUCGGCCAAUGAGAGGUGUGCAGAACGCAAAUUAGGACCCCUCCUGUCUGGAUUACUUUACGAGUUAUGUCGGGUACAGAAGCUAGAAUAUGAAACUUUGAGCUUGUUUUCGGAACAGUUGAUCGAUAACCUAUUCCAAUUAGUCGAAUUGACUCGAGACCAGGAGGAUGAGACGUUUAAUUACAACCUCAUCAAGCUCAUUAUUGCUCUCAAUGAACAAUUCAUGCUAGCAGGCUUACACCAUGAGUCGCAGAAACCGAUUGACAAUCCCCCCCGGCAUCACCGACGCAGAAGCCAUCAUGCUUCAGAUGGAGAAAGUAAUAUUAUCAUUCGGACAAUGAAGCACCGUCUAGACGAGAGCAAAACCUUUGGCGAGAACCUAAUCUUCAUCCUCAACAGAGCAUCCCAUUCGAGCUCCGAGGGCUUAUGUGUAUCCUUACUAAUCCUCAAGAUUCUUUACUUACUGUUUACCACCCCGGGAACUCAUGAGUAUUUUUAUACAAAUGACCUGUGCGUCUUGGUCGACAUCUUCAUCCGGGAACUAUCAGAUCUUCCUGACGAAAGUAACGAUCUUCGUCACACUUACCUCAGAGUACUCCAUCCGCUUCUCACGCACACUCAACUGCGUAGUCAUCCUUACAAGCGAGAAGAAAUCCGACACGUGCUCCUGUCGCAUACCAAAUAUGCGCAUUUGCAUGAUGUUAACCCAACCACUAGGAGGCUGGUAGAGAGGAAUCUACAGUCUGAUUGGUGUCUUGAGCUCGAAAGAGCAACUAGCUCUCUGAACAGACCCGGGUUGACGAAGCUCAGCUGCGCGCCCAUGCGAUCACUUAGCGUGGAUACCCUUGGUAGUCAAUUAAGUGGUGGUGGAAGUAUUGCAGAGGUGAUCACAUCGAACACAGACAGUGCACCAAUUGCUAGACCCGGUCCUUCGAUACCCUUGCGGGCAUCUCAUCAGCCUUCUCCCACAUCACCAUCGGCAAACCCUCAGUCCCAUAGAACCAUUAUACCAGAUCCUCACGCUAGUCCACCGGGCCUCCGUUCGCCGGUUAUAAUUGAUGGCCUCUCCCAGGCGUUUGUGCAGGUGGUCAUCGCGGACUCCAAUGAAACUUCUGAGCAAUCGCAAGUCACCCAGAUCACCCACCCUACCGCAUCAUCAACGACGUCACUGCCGGAUGGGAUUGAUAGACCAGCCUCCAUAAAUAGUGCUCGCUCGAAUAGUCCAAACUCCGACAGCUCUCGCAGACCGGGCUCUUCGUGUUCUAUGUCACAUUCUCCUGCUCGACGGCCUGCACCCAAACCUCCGACUUCGAAGCGAAAAGUACAGCUUGGUAUUCACUUAUCACCGGACCCAAAUUCGGUUGGACCGAGUUCUACCGGGAUCCCCGCAGCCAGACAUUCAGAUAGCGUCCAAUAUAAUAUACCAGCUGGGCUAACGGCGACGGAUGAGGUCAAAAUGGGGACACAACGGCGGGCAUCGGGGCCCACUCCAGGCUCGCUGAGCCCCUCCAUGACAUCUCACCGGCCCAAUCUCCGUCCACUUGACAAGCCCCCCCGCCGAGCCGCGCCCUCCCCGCCUCUGCAAGCCAGCGUGGGCCGCGUUGACGAAGCCACACUUCCAAGUACUAGGAGAAGGAAAGCGCCUCUGCCACCUACAGAGCCUUUCAGCAAACUCAGAACUACUAAGAGCAGCAGUCACCUUCCUAUGCAUCCCUCCACUCAGCUUCCCCACCCACCCUCUUGGAAACCUGGACACGGUCGCGUCGUCUCCCUCUCGGAUAAGAAUAACCCCCUACUCGCUCCUCAUCCUCAAGUUGAUAAAGGUGAUAAUAAUCCGUUCGGAGAAUAA
This is a messenger RNA of Puccinia triticina, 2697 nucleotides long. RefSeq lists its product as uncharacterized. Gene Ontology annotation, biological process: endocytosis; actin cortical patch assembly; actin cortical patch localization. The transcript has 8 exons. Bases 1 to 2697 code for a protein of 898 amino acids. NCBI's taxonomy places the organism in Eukaryota, Fungi, Basidiomycota, Pucciniomycetes, Pucciniales, Pucciniaceae. Gene Ontology annotation, molecular function: Arp2/3 complex binding. The record is from RefSeq and is a predicted model, not a curated record. Gene Ontology annotation, cellular component: actin cortical patch.